Molecule: messenger RNA, 2009 nt
Organism: Lycium barbarum (goji berry)
Lineage: Eukaryota; Viridiplantae; Streptophyta; Magnoliopsida; Solanales; Solanaceae
Product: chromo domain protein LHP1-like
Exons: 6
Coding region: 116-1501 (461 amino acids)
Biological process (GO): heterochromatin formation
Cellular component (GO): nucleus
Source: RefSeq, a predicted model, not a curated record
GACUUUUAUUACCUUUUCUUGUUACAACUCUCUCUCUACCCACAAAACUUGCAAGUCAUAAAAAAAAAAAAGAAAAAAAAAGAAGAAACAAAGAGAGUUUUAGAGAGAGAGAGAGAUGACAGGAGAGAAAAACAACAACUCCGGGGAGUCUGAGGCUGUGGCCGGCGAGAAUGUUGUCAGUUCUGAGCAGCCUUCUGAUGGAGUUGAGGAGAAAGAGAGAGAUGGGGUUGCUGAAGGGGCUGGCGAGCAAGAAGGGAAUGCCAGAGAGAAAGAGGAUGAAGAGAAAAUCGAAGAAGGGGAGGGUGAAGAGGAAGUAGCCGAUGCUGAAAAACCCAAACUUGCUGAAGGCUUUUAUGAGAUUGAGACUAUAAGAAGAAAGAGGAUCAGAAAGGGCAAAGCUCAGUAUCUAAUCAAAUGGCGAGGCUGGCCGGAGAGUGCAAACACAUGGGAACCUGUGGAGAAUCUAAUGACGUGCUACGAUGUUAUUGAUGCAUAUGAAGAGAGCUUGCAGUCAGGGAAACAACGAUCCACACGUAAGCGUAAGCGGAAGCAAGGGGUUACUCACACUCAAAUCAAAAGAAAGCAGCAGAAACAACAUUCCCCUGCAGAUGGCACAUCUGAUGUGCCUGCAGUGGAGGUUAGGAUAAUUGAGGAACCUGUAUCUUCACCUCCUUUGGCUAGCUUGAAUGCGACUGAUCAUGUGGAUAGUAAUGGUAGUGGUUUGAAUAAUAACAAUGUGGAUGAAGUGGCGAAUGGAAAUGAUUUGAUGUUGGAUUUCUCUGAAAAAGAAGUUGAAGAGCAAAACGAAUCGGGUUUGAAGCUUAGUGAACUAAAGGGAGCGAUGGCAACAAAAGAAACCUCUGUGGAUAGUAAUGGUAAUGGUUUGAAUAAUAACAAUGUGGAUGAAGUGGGGAAUGGCAAUGAUUUGAUGUUGGAUUCCUCUGAAAAAGAAGUUGGAGAGCAAAACGAAUUGGGUGUGACACUUAGUGAACUAAAGGGAACGAUGGCAACAAAAGAGACCUCUGUGGAUAGAUCCGGCAAUGGCUUCCCAAGUGGAUUUUCAACGGCGAAUGAAACAGAAUCGCUUCAGUCUGGUCGCCAUACAGGAGCUAAAAGGAGGAAGCCUGCUGUUGUUCGGAGGUUUAAACAGGUCACUACUUCAGGUGUAGUGAAUAAUCCCCAAGAUGCUGUAGCAAGGGGCCCUUUGGUUGCAUUCAUGCAGGAAGAAAUUCACGAUCAUGGAUGUGUGGGCAAUGCUUUUGGUUGCAAUAAUAAGUGCGAUAAUUCCAAAGAUGCAUAUGUCAUAACAGAAAUUAUUAAGCCCAUGAGCUAUUCAGCAUCUAUUACAUCAAAUGACGUGCAGGAUGUGUUUGUGGCCUUUCUAGUUAAGAGGUCUGAUGGAACGGAGGUUAUGGUGGAUAACAAGUUUCUGAAGACGAAUAAUCCACUUUUGCUGAUAAACUUUUACGAGAAGCAUCUCCGAUAUCAUCCUACUGAAUGAGUGGGCUGCGGUGAAGGUGGAACUGUUCUAGCUAGACUUGUCUCCUAUGUAUAGGGUUUUGAAAUUUUGUAGCAACAGGCUGUAGGUAUUAAACCUGUUAGAUAUUUAUUAGGGAGAUCAGGAAAUCGAUAGAGUUAACGCUGCAUAUUAUGGGAAACCCUGCAUUAGCUUCAGCUGUUUUUGUCCAAAAGAAAACUAGGAGUUUAAAGAUUUAUCCGACUAUCAGCCAAUGUAUGCAAUGUAAAUUAUGAUAAUAUUCUUUUGACAUCUUAGGCAAAACCAUUACAGGUUCUGUAGUUCAAUAGCUUCAGAAUGCAGAUAUCCACAAAUGUUUCUGAGUUUGUGGAAAUGCUCUGCUGGUGGCUAUAAUAUGGUAUGGUAACACCUUUUGUUAGAUGAACAGAAGGCAGAAUGAUUUUAAUAUAGCUGGUGGACCUUGUUAAAUGUUGGAUCUUUGCUUUGCUCUCCUAUUUUUCUCAAUUGAAAAAACAUGUUAUGCAUGAGCUCA